AAGUCCACACACCAAAAUAUCAAGUAUUUUGAUUUCAUUAAUUAGAAAGAAAAAGAAGAGUAGUAAAAAUUUAAAUCAGGGACGACCUUUGAGGAACACAAUAUCUAUCUAUCGAUAGAUUGAUGAUGAUGAAAAUGUGUAGCUUGGUUGUUGUUAUGGUGGCUCUGCUAAAGGUGGCAGCUGCUGACAAUUACACCGUCGGAGGUGAUAUGGGCUGGACUAUUCCUCCGCUUGGCAAGGUUGCCUACUCUACUUGGGCUAAAACCAAGAACUUCGACGUGGGAGAUGUAAUUGUGUUCAAAUGGACCGGUAACCACAACGUGGCAGAGGUCUCAAAGGCAGAUUAUGAUAGUUGCAACAUAACAAACCCUAUCGACGGAACCAUAUACCAGACCAGCCCCGUAAAUAUUCCCUUGACCAGCAACAACAAUACUCGCUACUUCAUUUGCACCGUUGCUGAUCACUGCAGCAACUUUGGACAAAAGGUAACCAUUAGCAUGGACCAGAAAUGGUGGGACGAUGACCACAACUCUGCUCCUUUCCGCCACACCAGCAUCCUCCCUCCCUUUUUCGCCUUUUUUCUUACCAUUUUUCUUUCUUUCUCCUUAAAUUAAUAUUAUUAUAAUUCAUUCAAAAUAGAUUUUUUUUAAAUACUAUAAUCAUUGUUGUACGUAAUUCUUAAUAAAUUGCCAUUUAUCGUGGCAAAUUUUUCUAUAA
Molecule: messenger RNA, 717 nt
Organism: Humulus lupulus (European hop)
Lineage: Eukaryota; Viridiplantae; Streptophyta; Magnoliopsida; Rosales; Cannabaceae
Product: stellacyanin-like
Exons: 2
Coding region: 123-614 (163 amino acids)
Cellular component (GO): plasma membrane
Molecular function (GO): electron transfer activity
Source: RefSeq, a predicted model, not a curated record